Molecule: messenger RNA, 1500 nt
Organism: Alternaria ventricosa
Lineage: Eukaryota; Fungi; Ascomycota; Dothideomycetes; Pleosporales; Pleosporaceae
Exons: 1
Coding region: 1-1500 (499 amino acids)
Source: RefSeq, a predicted model, not a curated record
AUGUCCUCAAACCCACCCGAGGCUUCAUCAUGCUCCAUCACAGAGACAUUGCGCUCUCUGAGGGCUGAAGUGGAUGAGCUCGCUAAGACCCUCGCUUCCGAUUCGGACUCGUCCACAGAGACGCUUGUCGGAGAUACACCAUCAACACAGAGUGCGGACACUUCCCCGGGAGCUGAGACAAAGUCGAGUACGCCAUCGACAUCAACGAACGACGCCAACCAGAACGAAACUCGCGAAGGACACCCAUCCAAUUCUGACGACACCGAUAUCGUGUAUCAUCCCCAUCUUCGCGACGUGAACAGCAUCCCCGACCUUGGUUUCACCUUGACGGAACUGGUAGAUAUACCCAACGACAUCAUCAAACAGUACUACGGCGAUCGCAUCCACUUCUCGAAAUGGUACGCUGGCCAGCCCUAUACAAUGGCCUGGUGCAUCAAAGCGGAUGAUGUACUCAAUCCUAUCGCUAUUGUCAUUCGAUGGCCCAACGACUUAAGUCUUGAUAUCGUAAAAAAGGACGACGACGGCGACAGCAUUGCCCACGUGUCAAGACACCAAGAACGGACUAACACCCUGGCGACGGCAGCCGCCAAUAUUCGUCUGAAAUUCGGAUGUGAUCGAAUUGGCUUCUACGACGGUGUGCGUCUGAUUCUGUUCGGAUUCACCGAGGAUCCCGGGGGUGUCAACCUAUUCGUGGGAUGGUCGGAUGAAAUUCGCUCCAAGCUCAUUGGGUUCCUAGGAGAGGCGAUCAGAAACACAAACGUGCAGAUGUUGAAACCGCUUACUGGAUACACGCUUGAAGACUCGAAUCUGGAGGCCGCAGCUCUGGGGCCUCCGCCGCAACGUUUCCUACAUGACAGACAUAUCGACAAUAGCGAGGUAAGUAGCGCGCUACUCACGUUCGGCGCCCAGUACGGUGGCUGUGCAUUCAGAAUCUACACAACCCCUGAUGGCAAGCUCGUCAAAGCGGAAGACAGCCCACUCCCUACAGUCGACGAUUCUGCGAUCGCCACACCGGAAGGCGUCCUCAAAUCCUCACAACACACUUUGGUCGAGUUUCUGGUCAUUGCCGGUAAGGAUCACUCUCCAGCCCUUAAACACAGCUACGAUAUUGUUCCCGACGCCAUCACCUGGUAUGUGCGUAAGACCGGCGAACGCAACGCGAAGGAGCUCGUUGGUAUAGUUCAGUUUGCUCCUGCCGGCACAAUUGUACCCGGCGAUUGGGGUCUCAGGAAGCCGGACCUUACGUUCACAAAUGGCGAAGGUAUCGUGCGCACGGCGAAGCCCCUUCUGGAAGCCAUGUUAUCAUUUGGACAGAAGCGGGAGUGUUAUUGCUUGGCAUUGUUCGAUUAUCACAACGUCGUCUUUGUGACGCGCUGUAAGGGAACGAAGUUGAAUGGAAGCAUAGCGUUGAUUGGUGGGGAGAGGAUUCGCAGCGGGUUCCUGCAGUGGCUGAUACGAGCAGUGCAAAUUGCAGUAUAUCAUUGCGACGCAGUCGAGUGA